Molecule: messenger RNA, 552 nt
Organism: Ruditapes philippinarum (Manila clam)
Lineage: Eukaryota; Metazoa; Mollusca; Bivalvia; Venerida; Veneridae
Product: snaclec coagulation factor IX-binding protein subunit A-like
Exons: 1
Coding region: 1-552 (183 amino acids)
Source: RefSeq, a predicted model, not a curated record
AUGGCGAUGAAAAAUCUUCAUCAAUGCUCUGGAUGGACAAAAUGGACUGAAUGUGGCGUAAAAAUUUUAAAUCAUUUUGGAAUUCGAAAUCGAAGUAGAGAGUGCAUUCGUGAAACAAGUGAAAAUGGCAAAAUAUCAGAGGUGGAAACAGACCUCGGCUUGUGUGAAGGAGUGUGUCCGAAUACCUAUAAUCUGACUUCAAAUAGAUUCUGUAUUAAGCUUCAAGUUACAUAUAAAAAUCACGACGAUGCAGAAGCUGAAUGCAAUGAAGAUGGUGGACAUUUGAUCAACAUCAACUCAGACUUAAAGUAUGCUGAUGUCAAGACCGUGUUGAGCGGUUUUUCUGUAAUUGAUAUUAUCAUUGGAGGCCGACGCAAGAGUUCUACGUCACCGUGGGAAUAUACAUAUGGAACAAAUAGCGGAUACUUUAAAUGGUAUCCCGGCUAUCCAAAAUCUGAAAGUUCAAGAUUGUGCCUAGCAUUAGAAAGGUUUCAAUGGUUUAACUUAUCCUGUAACAGUAAAUUCCCUUUUCUAUGUGAAAUACCUCAGUAA